Messenger RNA from Paramecium sonneborni, 469 nucleotides. NCBI's taxonomy places the organism in Eukaryota, Ciliophora, Oligohymenophorea, Peniculida, Parameciidae. The record is from the annotation of a GenBank genome assembly.
AUGAAUACUUAAUUAAAACAAAUAUAUUCUGCAGAAAAAGUAUAAAAGUUUGAAUUGUUAUUUUUAUAUCAUGAGAGAGAUAUGAAAGGAUUUAUCAGUUGUAAGGGUAAAGAAUAUAGAAGAGAUGAUUAGAUUUACCAUUCAUUUUAAGAGCAGCAGGUUUACUAAUAUCAAAUAAAGAAAUAAAUGAUUUAUAAGUAAAGGAAAAGUUAAGCAAAGAUGAUUUUUAUAAAUUAUUAAUAUAGCUUAAAGAUAAGAGACCUGUAAAAUAGGAGAUUGAAGCAAGUGUAAAGGUAUUUGAUGAAAACAAUACAGGAUUUAUUGAUACUAAAGAAUUGAUGGGAAUAGUUUAAUAGAUAGGAGAUGAAGGAAUAGAGAAAGAUUUUUAAUUAAUAUUAAAUAGCGUAAAAGGAAAGGAGAAUUAAGUUUAAAUAGAGGCUUUGGUAAAUCUUUUAUUAAAGGAAUGAGU